AUGACAACACUCGAAGACCUCUACGCAUCGUACUGCCGCCGACGGGGGUGUAGGCCAAACAGCUUCUUGUCCAGGUACCUGCAGGAGGAGUUCACGCGACACAGCCAGCAGCGAGUGCUGGAGAGCGUCGACCUCUCGGAUAACUACGUGGGCGCGAAGGGCAUCAUUCCCGUGCUGGAUCUCGUCAAGAAUGUGAAGACCGUGAGGAGGCUGGAUGUCCGGAAAAACAUGCUCGAGCACGAGCAACUGGAGCACCUUGUCUACUGCCUUGCCCUGCAUCCAUCAAUAGAGGAGGUGGACGUUUCAGGCAACGCUCUCGAUGAUGGCAGCGUCGACAUCAUUUUGAAACUUCUCCAGGCGAAUGAGAGCAUCACCGUCUUCCGUGUGGACGGGAAUCAUUUUGCGUCUUCCUCCCUGUCGCUGAUCAAUGACCAUCUGGAGAGGAACAAGGAACGCAAAGCUGAACGGCAAAAGGAAAUGACACCCGUAUACACUGGCAAAUGGUUCCGUGCGCAGGUGCGGGGAUCUCUAGCGGAAGAAACAUCGGGUGGCCAUGUACACUUCUCUACCUGGUGGAAGAACCAACAGUACAUUAUGCGAGUAUCACGACGAGCCCAGGUCCGUGUCGUCAUGGAUGUCGAUGAUCCAAAGGCCGCACGGCAGGCUGGGUUCUUUGUCUUUUAUUCCGAUGGUACACGCAAAGUAAUUGUGGCCGAUGCGGAUCAUAUUGCUGCGGAAAGUAAUGUGGACCACAGUCAUUGUUUUGUGACGUUGUUGGUUGAGGAGCACGCUGCUUAUUCCAUCAUGCCCUUUACAUUUCAUCCAGAACGAAGCAUGUCAUUUACGCUGAUGGUGGAAUUAUGCCAGGAGAGCUUGAAAAGCUCAGAGGGUUGGGUUACAUUGGAGCCUGUGGAUUCUGCGCUUGACUGGCUUGUGUAUGUUAUGCACGGCGAGUGGACAAGCGCCUCAGCCGGUGGUUCCCCAACGCAGCAUUUGUGGUGCCGCAAUCCCAUGAUACAUGUACAAUACGCCGGUUCCAUUCAGUCAUACCGAAUGGCAUCUCCUGCCACCGUGUUUGUGCAGCUUAGCAAGAGCAUUGAUGCGGAUGAAAACGACGAUAGGCAUAUUGGAUUUGAUGUUGUUACACUGGAUACGACGGGGAACAACAAACCACCCAUCUGCUGCAAAGAAGAAUCCCGCAAGUGUACGUGCCCUCACGAGCACAGAACGACGGUUACAGCUUCCUUUGUGAUUAUGUGUGCUGCUCUUGACUUGUUUAUUGUCCCGAGCACGGCGAUACCUGGGGAGUUGGGUUCCUACACUGUGACUGUCUUUUCUUCUGUCCCUCUCCGACUGACCACAUCUGCGUUUCCUCACGGAUGGAACUACCGAGCGGUGAAAGGCGUCUGGGAUGAAGACAACUGCGGAGGGAGUCGGGAACGCAGCAUGUCAUGGAAGUGCAAUCCCUCUCUUGCACUCCACUUUGACGCCCAUCAAUCCCCUCCAGAUUUAACUUUAUUCUUGGAGGAAUCAUUGCCCCGUCCGAAGAGCCCUGUCCGCCGUGGCAGCGCCGACUCUUGCGGCAACUUAAUGGAUUCCCUCUCAGCAGUGGAGGAGACUCAGAAAAAAAAGGAACUAAAAGAGUUUCUACAUCGGCACCAACUGAGUCAUUUGGAGGGAUGUAUCUCCCUUGUCGAGGCCUGCCCACCCAUGUACCGUUUGCUUUAUUCCUCUGAAUACUCCCGGGGCUCGGUCGUGUCUCUUGUGGUGCCUGCUGUCAGCGAGGAAUUUUUUUUGCUGGCUGCAACGCGCCACGCUGGUCAACUGGGUAAUUUUAUACUUCACAUCUUCUCGUCGCGUCCGUUUGUGACUGACGAACUGAAGACGUUGGCGUUGCGGGAACGGGAGUAUCAAUUGCUGCAGUGCGCUCAGGAAUCCCAGGCUCGUCAGGCAGCGAAUUCGGUAUUGGCAAAAAAACGGUCUGGUCCCAAAGACUCUGAGGAUGCGGUUCUUGCGCACAACGAGAUCCUUCUUCGUUGCAUGGUGACUGGAGAGAAGUACGUGGAUCGGGACUUUCCACGUGGUGGAUCCUCCUUGUGGAUCGAUCCGGCGAAAAAGACACCGGCGUGGUGUGGGAAAGAGAUUUAUUGGAAGCGACCGACGGAGCUGGUGGAGGAAGUGACAUUUCUCCGGGAGUGGAAGUGUGACUGCCCCUUUCCUUUCUCGAGACGGGAGUGGUUUGCCUCCGUCACAUAUGCGAUUGCUACGAAACCGCUCUGGUUACAGAAUCUAACUGCUGGAUACAACGUCACGGAGGGGUUAGCGCAGUUCCGUUUCUUCAAGAGCGGCCAAUGGACUUUGGUGACCAUCGACGAUUACCUACCAUUUGACAGUACCAUGGAACUGUGCAUGGGACGCCCCUCAAGAGACAACACAGACUUUUUCUUCCCCCUUCUGGAGAAAGCGUACGCAAAGCACCAUCGCUGCUACGAGGCACUAGAGCUAAAAGUCACCCCGGAACUGAGCAUCGUGGACGUGAUGUGUCAUGGCCUCAUGGAUCUUUCAGGGUGUGCCCCGGUUCAUUUCCCCCUGAGGGGCUCUGUGGAGAUGUCAGCGGAGCAACAAAACAUCCUAUGGAUGAAGCUUAAAAACGCCAUUCAGCAGGACGUUCUUUUCACCUUUUUAUUGCGCGGCGACAGUGCUGAGGCGUCUGAGCGAAUCAGUUUGGGCAUUUUGAGUGACCACUUGUACCCCGCACUAGAUGCACGUUUUGUGGAGGGGCAAAGGCUGGUGAAGUUGCGUCACUGGGGGCAGGUGGGGGAAGUCCGCUGGGGUGGAAAGUGGCGGGCGAUGAGCACACGAUGGACCACGAUCCUUCGCGAUCUUCUGAAGUUUGAUGAAGACGACAGGGAAACGUUUUGGAUGAGUUUGGAUGAGGUGUUUUUUUACUUCACGGACCUCAUCAUGACAGCGGGGACAAAGCACACGUCAUGGGUAUCGGCGGACUUUGCCGAUUGCCCGAAAGAGUGUGGCACUCCAGUAAUGGAGGGGGCCCAGUUCACUCUUCGGCUUGGAGAUCUCCCACCCGACCUGAAUAAGACACAGAUUUCGUUAGGCCUCCACCAGCCAGAUGCACGCGCCAGAGUCAUACGACAAAAGAAUGCUCUGGCGGCAUACCGCACAGCCAUCGGCCUGGCAGUUGUGGCCACGGAAGACAACACCGUAUGGCUAAAGGAGGUGCGGGAAGCCGAAGUGGUGAAAUGUUUAGAGCCGUGUAAAUGUCGAGAUGUCAUGUGUUCUCUAAAUAUCGACAUGGAUAAUGUUAAGGGGAGCAAACGCCUGACGCUUAUUGCGUUUAGGGAAGAUCAGAAGGCUGCGAAUGUACCAUUUCUGUUAUCUGCGUGGUCUGAUAAUUGCGAGGUUGCGUUAACUCCGAUCACGCGAGAUAUCAAAACGACAGUAAGUGGGGAGUGGCCGAUUGGAUACCCUGUUGGGUCACCCUCAUCGUCUUUCUGGAGAGACUGUCCACAGUACUUUGUAUUCCCCAGUGAAUCCACGGAGUUUCUUUUUGUUCUUCGUCAGGAUUUACCAGUGGGGGAAUUACCGAAGCCAAUUGGGUUCACAGUUCACCGUGAGAUGACGUGUCGAAGUUAUCUGGAGUACAAUCCAGACACAGUGGUUCUUUAUGUACAGGCGGUAGCGUCUGCAUGUGUUGAAGGCACAGUAAGACUUCUCGGAAUGAAGGAGCGAAGAGGAAUGCCGUACAUUAUUGUGCCCUUCUGCACCGAGGCCACACCUGGGGGUAAAUUUUGGAUCGAUGCCAUCGCCAAUCGUUCCUCGAGGUUUUGCUGCAUAGAUCCAAGACUUGACUGGUACCGUGACAGAAAGUCUGUUUCUUUUACCUUGGCUGACGGUAGUUUUGGUGGGUCUCCGCGUUUUUCGUCAUGGCGCAGCAGUCCGCAGUUGGCCCUGAACUUCCCCGUUGGGGGUCAGGGAAGACUGUUUGUUGUUGUCCGGAAUGAUGAUUUGAGCGAUAACCGGACGGAACUCGGCAUGAUGCUCCUGCGUGGCGAUAAUCAGUGGGAAAAUGGACUGCGGCGAAAGCUGUUUAUUUCCUCUGGUGACAUUGUGGCUCGCUCGGAAGAAAAAAUUGGGGAAACCGUCAUUGACUGCAAUGUCGAUGUGCAGCCUGAGUGCACCCUCAUUCUCGUCGUGUACGCCUCCAUGCCGUAUCGUGAGGCGGCUGUGACGGUCGCCCUUUAUUCCGCCUCCGCCGUGGAAGUGGAGCCCGUGAAGGAGUGGGCGCAGGUCGCUGUGGCGGAGGGCAGCUGGGAGCUCGGCUACACGGCCGGCGGGGGAUCCGAUCAGUUUGGCAGCUGGAUCAACAACCCGUUUGUGGCGCUAAAUACGUAUCGGCGGACGCAAAUCGUGGCGCUUCUGCUGCAGUAUCCGCAGGGGCCGGACAAGCCUCUUGUGAAGCGUGCGGGAAAGAAAAAGGCAUUCUUGCCCCCCAUUAUCAUCAAUCCAAACAAUAGAAUGAUGAUUGCGCUGGACCUGAACGUGCAGAACAGCGAACUUACACCCAUUGCCUCCACUCCCUACACUUACAACAGUGAGGUGACACUUGUGGCGCACGUUCCUGCGGCAGACUCGUUGCCAUUUCUUUUCAUUCCCCACACAAAACUACCCGAAGGGAAUGGCGAGUUUAAACUCUUUGUGUACGCGGACUCCCCCAUUGAACUCUAUACGCUUGAAAAGAAACGCUUGCCUUACGUCUAG
This is a messenger RNA of Trypanosoma cruzi, 4779 nucleotides long. RefSeq names its product calpain cysteine peptidase, putative. NCBI's taxonomy places the organism in Eukaryota, Euglenozoa, Kinetoplastea, Trypanosomatida, Trypanosomatidae. Bases 1 to 4779 code for a protein of 1592 amino acids. Gene Ontology annotation, cellular component: cytoplasm. Gene Ontology annotation, biological process: proteolysis. The transcript has a single exon. Gene Ontology annotation, molecular function: calcium-dependent cysteine-type endopeptidase activity. The record is from RefSeq and is a predicted model, not a curated record.